Messenger RNA from Caretta caretta (loggerhead turtle), 452 nucleotides. It is a transcript of the gene RPS28, whose product is annotated as ribosomal protein S28. Gene Ontology annotation, molecular function: structural constituent of ribosome. The record is from RefSeq and is a predicted model, not a curated record. Gene Ontology annotation, biological process: translation; ribosomal small subunit assembly; maturation of SSU-rRNA. Lineage: Eukaryota; Metazoa; Chordata; Testudines; Cheloniidae. Gene Ontology annotation, cellular component: ribosome; cytosolic small ribosomal subunit.
AGCGCGGUGCACGCUGGGUCUCGCGAUAGCUGGGGCUAUAUAAGCGCGCGAGGGGGGGGGGCUCCCCCUCUCCUAUCCGCAUCUACAGCAGCCGCCAUGGAUACGAGCCGCGUGCAGCCCAUCAAACUGGCCCGGGUCACCAAGGUGCUGGGCCGGACGGGCUCACAGGGCCAGUGCACCCAGGUUCGUGUCGAAUUCAUGGACGACACCAGUCGAUCCAUCAUCCGGAACGUGAAGGGGCCUGUCCGCGAGGGGGAUGUCCUGACGCUGCUGGAGUCCGAGCGUGAAGCAAGGCGCUUACGCUGAUCUGUGCUGCAGCUGGAUGGCAAGCCUGAUGUGACUACCAUUUCUGAUUUCCUGUAAUGAAGCGACAGUUCAUAUCUACUCCGCUUGACUUAGUGAAGAGGAAUGUUGUGUUUCAGAGACUAAAAUAAAGGAUUUUUUUCCAGUAA